UUUUGAUAAAGAACAUGAUACAAAGAGAAUUGCUAAAACAAGAGGCAAUGAAUUUAUUUUACAAACAUUAAUAAAUGAAUUACUUUCAAGAAUUAGUAGAUUAUAUGAUUUCAGGUGAAAGUGUUGUAUUACUUCUUUGUCACGAAACAGAAAAUCCAAUAGAAAAGUGGAAGCGAAUAAUAGGAAAGAGUGAUCCAGAAAUAGCUAAAAAAGAAAAUAUGAAUUGUCUUCGUGCAAUAUAUGGAAAAAACAUAAUAAAGAAUGAAUUGCAUGGAAGUGAUAAUGCAUUUGAUAGUAAUAAAGAAAGAGACAUAUUUAAUUUUGCAGUUCCUUAGAAAAUACCAGAAUUUUAUUUCCAAAAAAUGAAAGUUUAAAUAGAAAAUUUAAUGAAAUUCCUUUUUCCAAAGAAUUUAGAACAUGCGAAUGUAAAUGAACGUCUUGAUAUGUUUGCUUUCUAUGGUCCAGCCUUAAAUUAUCAUUCUGUAGAUUAAUGUUUAUGUAUUCAAUGUGGAAAAAUAGGAAAGGAUAUAUUGGAUAGUGCAGAGAAAAAUAAAAAUAAAGAAGAAUAAAAAAAAAUGAGAAUUUCAACUUAAAAUAUAGAGUUAAUGAAGAAAUUUGAAGCUAAAGGGACAAAAAUUAAAAAAUAAAAGUUAUAAAAAGGAAUUUUAUAAGGAAACCAACGAAAUAGAGUUCUUAAUGAAGAUUAAUUGAUUUAAAUUUAUACUUUGUUAUGUGAAAAAUGCAAAACUCAUUGUGAAAAUUUCACACAUUUAUUCGGAGGAUAAAAUUGUCUGCAUGUAAUAUCUGACUAAGAGUUAUAGUAUUUAGCUAAAUAAAUCAAUAAAAAAGAUAUUCAUGAAUUACUUUUAAUUGAAAAAGGUAAUACAGCCGAUAUAUUAAUAGAAAAAAUUUCUUUAGAAGAGCCUAAAGAAUUAAAUUAUAAAAGAUAACAUAUUUAUAGAUUAUUUGAAUAAAUUAAUUCAGAUUAUUAUAAUAGAUACGAUUUUUCAGAUAUGUAAUAAAUAAUAAUUGAAGAUAGAAGAAUUAGAAUGAAUACUUGGCUAUCUUAAAUUAUUGGUAAAUCUCCUUAAAAUUUUAAAAACCCUAAACUUAUAGACCCAACAGUAUGUUAUUAAUAAAAAAAAGAUGUAAAAAAUUAUAAUUUUACAUUGGAAAGAAAUUUACCUCUUUCUAUAAUUGAAUAAAAAAAAAGUAUUAGUAAUACUCCAACUAUGUUCCCAUAAAGCUUAGUUUAUAAGAAAAAAUUGCAAUAAAAUGAAGAAAAUAUAGCAUAAUUUAUGAAAUUGCAUAGGCAUACAACUCAUGUUGUUAGUAUAGAUAAUAUUAAACAGAAUUCAGAAUCAUAUAAAUUAAGUAUAUAACUUUUAAGAGAUAGCUAUAAUGAAGGAAGGCAUGGAUCAUGGAAUAAUUAUAUAUGUUUAAAAUAAGCAAGUAAAAAAAGUUGUACUAAAAUUAAUUGA
This is a messenger RNA of Ichthyophthirius multifiliis, 1481 nucleotides long. Its product is annotated as nucleoside diphosphate kinase family protein, putative. NCBI's taxonomy places the organism in Eukaryota, Ciliophora, Oligohymenophorea, Hymenostomatida. The record is from RefSeq and is a predicted model, not a curated record. The transcript is spliced from 3 exons.